GGCCGGCGGCUGGGCGACGGGGGUAGGUUGUUCCUGAGGUGGGAGGUGGCAGCUUACCGUGGCUGAAGAGGAGGCCUGAGAGCGACAUGUCCUCGGCAGCUGAAGCAGAGCGGCCCGUGGCGCUGUGUUUCUGAGUGUGGGGCGGCCUGGCGGUCGGCCGAGGACUGGGGUCAGCGGGGGCUGCCCCAGCGGUGGUGGCCGCCAUGCUGGGGGGCCGGGUGGUUAAGGGAGCCGCCGUGGCGCUCUUGCGGCUGCUGCUGCUGCUGCUGCUGCCGGCGCUCAGGGGGCCGGGGCUCGGUGUGGCUGGUGCGGCUGGGGCUGGGCUGCCUGAGAGCGUCAUUUGGGCCGUCAACGCAGGCGGCGAGGCGCAUGUGGACGUGCACGGGAUCCACUUCCGCAAGGACCCCUUGGAAGGCCGGGUGGGCCGAGCCUCAGACUAUGGCAUGAAAUUGCCAAUCCUGCGUUCUAACCCUGAAGACCAGAUCCUAUAUCAAACUGAGCGGUACAAUGAGGAGACCUUUGGCUAUGAAGUGCCCAUCAAGGAGGAGGGGGACUACGUGCUGGUGUUGAAAUUUGCCGAGGUCUACUUUGCACAGUCCCAGCAGAAGGUAUUUGAUGUUCGAUUGAAUGGCCAUGUCGUGGUGAAGGACUUGGAUAUCUUUGAUCGUGUUGGGCACAGCACAGCUCAUGAUGAAAUCAUCCCUAUGAGCAUCAGAAAGGGGAAGCUGAGUGUCCAGGGGGAGGUGUCAACUUUCACAGGGAAACUCUACAUCGAGUUCGUCAAGGGGUAUUAUGACAAUCCCAAAGUCUGUGCACUCUACAUCAUGGCUGGGACAGUGGAUGAUGUGCCAAAGCUUCAGCCUCAUCCAGGAUUGGAGAAGAAAGAAGAGGAGGAAGAAGAAGAAGAUUAUGAUGAAGGGUCUAAUCUCAAAAAACAAACCAAUAAGAACCGGGUGCAGUCAGGCCCCCGCACACCUAACCCCUAUGCCUCGGACAACAGCAGCCUCAUGUUUCCCAUCUUAGUGGCCUUUGGAGUCUUCAUUCCAACCCUCUUCUGCCUCUGCCGGUUGUGAGAACAAAUGACCAUCCUGAACAGGGUGGAGGGGUGUGGGAAAGAAACCAAACAUGUUGGUUUCUGUGUUUUUCACAAUGAUUAAUGAAAAAACAAAAAACAAACAAACAAACAAAAAAACCACACACACACAAAUUAAAGAGAUAAAAAGAGGCAGAGUGAAUAGAGAACAGCCCUCAUGCACCACCUGGUCCCAGACCUGCUUAAUUAAGUCCUAGUCUUCUCUUUGUGGCUGACCCUCAGCCAUUUGUUUCCUCUUGAGGGUACUUAGGGUACACUGGAUUCUUCUUGUUCAAGGAUCCUCAUUUGUAUACCUGGUGAAAAGGACUCUGAACUCAGAGCAGUCACAGUUCCUCUUUUUAGAUUGGGAAUUAAAAGCAGGGAAAUAUCAUCUUAUUACCUGAAAAGACCAGUACUUCAAGUUGAAUAUGUUGUGAACUUAUGCCCAGAUAAGUUUUUCUAUGUCCUGAGAUUGAGAGUGUGUGUGUCAAGAUAUAUAAUUUGUAUGGUAAAGACAAAAGGAAAAAGAAGAGGGAUUUUUUAAAAAGAAAGAAAAGUAAAGGUUUCCUUACUUAGAAGCCUUUUGGGAUUAAUCCAAUGAUGGUUUCACCUUAAGUGUUUGAACUUUGUCAUUGUUUAUCUCCCUGACAUGUGCCAGUAGAGGACUGUCUGGUAUCCAAGACAAUUAGUUUAUGUCGAGUCCUCAAAUUGCCUCUGACUUGUUAUCACAACAAAUCAUUUGAUUUCAGUGCCUGUUUGGGACUUGAUGUCUUCUGAAAUUUUUUCUUAAUUUGGCUCAUUUGAAAUCUCUUCUCCCUGUCAACCAUCUCACUAAGUUAUUGCCAAAAAGGAAAGGAGAUGAGGAUUUGGGUUUCUCUCUGCUUGAAUGUCUUUUCCUUUACCACCUCACCUUGUUGGUAUCUCCCUCCCUGGAUCUCUGAGCCAACACCCAAGAGGACCUGACCCAGAAGUUCUUUACUGGCCUGUUUGUAGGAUCUUGCUGCCAGGGGGCAAGGAUGCUUUCCAGACUACAGCAACAGAACACUUGACCUUAAAAGCCUCUUCUGAUCUUUGGAUUAGAAAAGGCUUAUGUUAGGAUAGCUUAAGAGCAACCUCAGAUACUUGAGCCCUACUAAGUGACUGACCACUGUUUAGAUUAUCUACUAUCUGACCUUCAAUUAUUUCCAUGUCCUUCUGUUCAUCCAGUUUUGAUUUAUGCCUUGAACUGCCCCCAUAUAGAAUGAUGCUACAUGGGUCCAGUGAUGCUUCUUAUUGAUGUUAAUAGUAUGUACCUUGCUAUGCCCCUGUCCUUUUCAUUCCCUAUCCAGGCAGCAGUCAGGUUCUUGGUGUGAUGAGACUGAAAGAUUUCUAGUCAGCCAUAGUCCUUGCAGCUCUGAAGCUAACCUUUAGCAUCUAAGUGUCUGUCUUUAAUUGCUUGGAAAUUUUUCUGUAAGAAAUGGUUCCCUCCCUUUUUGGUUACCGUUAUCCAUUUCCUAUUUAAGGCAACAAUGAGGGAGGACACAGUCAAGCUAAAACGACUUUUGUGGAUGACAGACAGCAUCCACUUUUGUGGAUGACAGACAGCCCCCUCACCGUGGGCUGGAGUAUAGAAUCUCAGGCCAGGGCCAUCUUUCUACAAUGUGUUUAAUUUUGAGUUUGCCUUAAGAGCUUCAUAUAUUUGAACUGCUCUUUACGUGACAAAGUCAGUAGCUUUUUGGCUUAUGUUCUGGGUUUUAGCUCUUAAUGAUGACUCCAGGCCAGCAUUUAGUCAUUUGAGAAUUAUAGCCCUUUAUUUUUGCUGUGACCUGGGUCUUAGUGGUAGGGUAUUGAGUCAGGCAGCUGGAUGGUUGUGGCCCAAGGCUACAAUCAGAGGAACACUUCUUGGAGUGCUUCACAAAGCUCCCUUGCUUCUAAAAGAUGAGGUACUGUAUGUAGCUUUGGUCUUGGGGACCACCUGCCUGGGGCAGGGGAUAUCCUGACUAACUGGGCUUCUGGCAGUGGCUUUGGUUCUUAUUCUAUCACAAUUCCCCAAAGCCAUGGGCCACUGCUAAUAAUUAGACAAGACAAAGAAGGAGGACUUGCUGCCUCCAUUUUGCCUUGUUUGUUAGUUUGCCUGGGUCUCUCUGAGGAGGGAGGGGUCUGGCCUCCACCUCAACCCAUCCCUUCAGUGACUCAGAGUCUCUGAAGGAAACUCUGACCCCUGGGGCCAUUUCCUAAUGGUACUGUAAGCCAAGCAGUUUUGCUUCUGCCUCUGUUUCCAAGCCCUGAGUUCAGGGAUAGGGAUGGGCGCUUUCCUCUCUGGUUGUGUCCAAAAGGAAGGAACAUCUUUCUAUGACUAACAAAAACUAAAGGGGGAAGUGAGGAAGCAGGAGGUGGGGGCUGGGGUAGAUUCCCCUGGAGCCAAGCCCACCCAGCUAACAAGAGCUGCCUAGGGCUGGACAGCUGGCUCAGGAUGCUGAACUUGAAAGCUUUUUGUUUUUCUCCCCUCCAACAUACAGGUACAUGAAGUUUAGGUUAAAGGGGUGGGAUGGGGCACUCUUUAUUAUUAUUAAUUUUUUUUGGUAUUUUAUAUGUCAAGAAUUAUUUUGUUUUUCUUUUUUUUUUCUUUUGCACUGUUUUUUCCCCUUAAAAAAUUUUGAGCUAGUGCUGAGACUGAGAGGCUAUAACCAUAGGGAGUUGAACUGGGCUUGGGAGGUGAUGAGGGUUGCCAGUUAGUUGGUGUGGGUAAGAGAGGCCUGGGUUGUUCUGUUGAAUCUAUGCUCUGUCUCAGGUUUUUAUUUCCCACUCAGCCCAGCUGGCCAAAGACAAGAGCAGACAGUCUGUGUGAAACUUACUUUGCCAGAAGUGUGGCCUCGGUUGAGUUUCUGGAAGGGCCUUGCAAAGAUGUUUACUGGAGAUGGGUUGAGAGUCUGCAGUCUAACUCUGGGUCAGGGGCAGCUAGUCUCUAAUCAGACUUUAUUGGGUCUCACUAGUGCUUAUUAAAAUAGUGCCAAGAAACUGUGGGAUUCCUGUUUCCUAAACCUGAUCCAUUUUUCUAAAAAAAAAUCUCUAUUAAUGUGAGGCUGCUUAGUGAAUAGCCUGAGUUCUGGUGAUCUGAAAAAUAGUUAUCUUCAAGUGUCAGUGAUGUUAGACUCCCAAGAGGACUAGCCCCUACCUGCAGGGCCACCUGCUGGCUUGAGUAUUGAUCAUCAUGUUCUCUUGCUCCCACUGCCUAAUAGUUGCUAGCAUCAUAGUAGAGGUCACUUAGGCUUUGAUGAGAUGAGGUGAAGUUUGAGUUAAGUUUACCUCCCUCUUUCUGUGCCUGGGAAACUGGUGUAGUUUUAGAAUUAUGAUUUGACUUUUUUAUUUUUUGGGAAAAGCUUCUGUUUUAAGGAAUUUUUCUUCCUUCUUAUCCUGCCUCUAGCCUGUCCUGAAAUGGCCUGGCGAUGGCUUCUAGAAUCUCAGUUGAGAACUUCAGAAAACAGCAGCAGUAUUUUCCUUUACCUAGUGUUAACAUCCCUUUCUCUAGGAAUGAGCUCACCUUGGAAAACCCAGGGAGAGAAUCAUCAGGUUGUCUACUCUCCCUGGGGAUUAGAAAAGGACCCAUCCCAGUCAGCACAGUGCCUUUUCCUCUCCUGCUCUGAGCCAGGGUGGACAUGCCCUCUAAAUUAGGUCUGGGAAGAGGUCCUACAGUCCCUCCCAUGGGGCUACUUUCCCAUUCCUUCUUCCCCCUCCCCUUUGCUGGUCUACUCUGACAUAAUUCUUCAAGUGUCUUUUUGCCUUGAGGAGCCUUAAUGGCAUUGAGUGGCAACAUGUAAUAUUGUCCUCCAUGCAUCUCCAAAAGAACCUAGGAGAGCAAGUGAGCUUUCUAAACAAAGUGAGAGACUAAUAGAUGCUCCUGGUUGUUUUUUUUUUGUUGUUGUUUUUUGUUUUUUGUUUGUUUUAAAGGCCUGGUAGGGAGGUAUGUUUGGGCCUCCUGCUGUGGCCUGUGAGGAAAGAGGCUGGGGCAAAGCUGUGAUCGUGCAUAACUGAAGCAUAACUAGAAGCACCCAGGAUCUGUUCAGAGAUCUCAGAAGAAACCAGAUUCUCUUCUAUGGAAAGAUAUAAUUAGGGAUCAAAGAGCUCUACGAAAUUUGCAAAGAAGCCUUAAUGUUCAAGCUUCGAAGAGAUCAGAGCAAUUUUUCCCUUUUAGUCCAAGAGCUAAGACUCUGUGUUUAGACCUAUCCUGAGGCAAGAGGGCUGGAUUUCCUCAUUUUGUUGUAAGACUAGAUUGGCACCAAUGAGUCAGCUGUCAGUGAGGGCAGGCUGCUUCUUUGCAUAUGUGUGCCUUGCUGCCUAUCUGGUGUGUCCUUCUCGGCUGCCUUUUGUCUAGCCUGCUUUGGGUUGCCAGAUCAUCUUGAUAAGAGCAGGUGAUUUGGGGACUGACUGGGUUGGCAGGAAAAGAGCAGGAUGGAUCUCUUGGGUUCUCCCAGGAAUAUAAAACAAGGAGCCAGGGUUUGCUGGCAGCUGGAGAGAUAGUUGUGCCUGUUUAAGUUGGCAGAGAGGGCUUUGGCAUCUCUCACAUCCAGACAGUCUUAUAAGAUGGGGGCACACAGCACUGGAAAAAGCAGAACUCCAUUCUCACCUCUAUUUUCAGCUUCAGUGCUUUAUUUCAGUAUGAGGAAAAACAACAACAAACUGAAGUGCGCUUUCCGUCCUUUCAAAGGACAACUGUUGGGAAAGGAGAGCCAGGUUGCUAGGUGGGAGGAGAGAAUUGGCAGGGAGAAUCAUUCUUGACUCCUCUCUUCCCAGGUAUGUCAAGAUCCAGGGAAUGAAAAGCAUUUUGACCCUGGAUUAGUUCCUCCUUGAAUUGAAGGAAUAUUACACUUUCCUUCCAUGAAGUUUUCUUAGGCUAGGACCAGCUGCCCAUUCUGAGCUCAGGGUAGCCUCUUCAAUUAUUGGCAUAAUCUGAUUUGUCAGGAAACUAACCUUACCCCUCCAUAUUGGGUCUAGCUGCUCUAUUUUUUACUGAGUACUGGAGAAAAAAAUGUCAAUUCUUAGUAACCCUUGCAGGUCUUACUUUAGUUUCUCGUCCUUUCUUUGCAGAGGCCACACCAACUAUUUGUAGCCACAACAUGCAUUUACAGUGGCAAAAUGAAAUGUAAUCGUGGGGCUUUGAACCUGGCUGGCCGGGAAAGCUGUAGGGGUGGAUAGAGCUGGCUUUUCUUCUGAGCUGUCUCCAUCUGUCCCUUUCCCUUCCAUGCCCCACCCUACUCCCACCAAAAAGUAAAAAAUCAGGAUGUUUUUCACUGUCCAUUGCUUUGUGUUUUAAUAAACAAUUUACAGUGACA
Nycticebus coucang (slow loris) is the source of this 6381-nucleotide messenger RNA. It is a transcript of the gene MLEC, whose product is annotated as malectin. The transcript has 5 exons. The record is from RefSeq and is a predicted model, not a curated record. Gene Ontology annotation, cellular component: membrane. Lineage: Eukaryota; Metazoa; Chordata; Mammalia; Primates; Lorisidae. Gene Ontology annotation, molecular function: carbohydrate binding. Bases 204 to 1073 code for a protein of 289 amino acids.